CUCUUACACAUCCUCUCUUUAUCUUCUUCGCUUCCCAUCCUCCGAGCAAUAUUCGCUCGGUAGCUAGGUCGCGAAUAGCCAGCCCAUAUAGCUACGGAGCCCAUCACUCAAUGGCCUCGUUUGCGCGCAGCCUCGUAGCCCUCGCGGCGGCGACGGCCCUCACGACGCUGAGCCCGGCGCAAGCCCAGUUCGUCAAGCCGCCCACGGACCUGAAGCGCGUCAUCGGCCACUACAACAUCCCAGUGCGCUACAAGGAGGUUCCGACGGGCAUCUGCGAGCUGAAUCCGAACGUGAAAAGCUACUCCGGUUACGCGGAUGUCGGAGAGGACCAGCACAUUUUCUUCUGGUUCUUCGAGGCGCGCGAAGUCGAACCCGAAGAGGCGCCGCUUACAGUCUGGAUCAACGGCGGGCCGGGCUCGAGCUCUAUGAUCGGGCUGUUUGAGGAGCUGGGUCCCUGUCGCGUCGACCCGGAGGGGAAAGUCUUCAGCAACCCAUACUCGUGGUCUAACGUCAGCAAUAUGCUGUUCAUCGAUCAGCCAAGUCAGGUUGGGUUUUCGUAUUCUUAUCCUGUGCCCGCGUGGACCAGCGACAGCGGCGGUGUCGUCGUCCUACCCGAAGAAGUCUGCCCGGAUUAUGCACCAGCGGGUACCUGCGGCACGUAUGCCUACCCGAACAUCACGUUGACUGCGAACACGACACCUGCUGCGGCCCCGAACUUCUGGAAGACACUUCAAGGCUUCAUGGGGGCCUUCCCGAAGUAUUCGAGGAACGGAUUCCACUUUGCGACAGAGAGUUACGGAGGUCAUUACGGUCCCAUAUUCAACCAGUAUAUCGAGAAACAAAAUAAGAAGCUCCCUCAUGGUGCUAUCAAGAUCCAGCUCGAGACUGUAUUGAUAGGGAAUGGAUGGUAUGAUCCUUAUGUCCAAUACCAAGCGUACUAUAACUUUUCCGUCUACCCCGGGAACACGUACGACUACUCCCCCUUUGACGAGUCCAACGCAAGCAUGUUCUACAACAAUCUGUAUGGGAAAGGCAAUUGCCUCGACAGGUUGCAGUACUGCAAGGACACGGGUGACAACGCCAUUUGCAGACUCGCCGACAAUUUCUGCGCAUACAUGGUAGAACUAGUCUACGACAACGUCCUCGGGCGCGACGAGUACGACAUGCGCUACCUCACACCCGACCCGUUCCCCUACCGGUACUACGAGUCCUACCUCAACACGCCCGCAGUGCAGUCCGCGAUCGGCGCCUUCACCAACUUCUCCAGCAACGGGGCCGUGGGCGACGCCUUCGACAGCACGGGCGACGACGGCCGCGAGAUCGGGACGAUCGAGGCGCUCCGGUCCCUCGUGCACGCGGGCGUGACGGUGGCCAUGUACGCCGGCGACGCCGACUACAACUGCAACUGGCUCGGCAACGAGGUAUCCGCGGGCUCGGUGCGCGCGCCGGGGUUCGCCUCGGCCGGGUACCGCGACAUGCUGACCAGCGACGGCGUAUGCCACGGACAGGUCAAGCAGGCCGGGAGAUUCUCCUUCACGCGCUUCUACGAAGCGGGCCACGAAGUACCCUUCUACCAACCCCUGGCGUCCCUCGAGUUCUUCGCGCGCGCGAUACGAGGCCGCGACAUCGAGACCGGGAAGCAUGUCGUCGGUCCGGCGUAUCGCACGGAGGGAUCGCCGAAGAGCACGUACCGCGAGGGCAACGGCACUGUGCAGUUCAGCGUCACGCCGGCGAACCUCACGUAUGACGUCAUUACGAAUAAGCCUGGUGCGCCGUGGUCUGUUGCGAGGAGCGGCGGGGAGGCGAUGGUGAAGAGGAGUUUCCGGGGCCCGAGGGGUGUUGGGGGACGGCCGUCGAAGAGACAAGGGCCUGGGUUUCGCUUUCGGUAGAUAGAUAGGACGCGUGGGAUUCGUUUUAGCGGGUGAGCGAGCGAGCGAGGUAACGCUAGGAAUCGUGGAAUAUGGUUACGAUGUAUGACGCAUGAUCAAAAAUAAAAGAAAGAUAAGAUCUAGGACACUAGGUACUAGUAGUAAUGAAUAUACACUACUUAGCAUAAUUACGAUAAUGAGUUCAUGCCUUCACUCAAACACAGUAAGUUGUUAUCGAUUAUGGCUGAUCAUCAAGAUAGUUAGUCUGACAUAAUGAUCACUCUCUCUGCAAAACUAGCUUCCGCUCGUAGACGCAAUCGCUCCGUGACUAGACUCCUAUCCUCCCGAGACAAUUAUAUACAUAAGACGUCCUUAUCACCCGGGACCGAUUUUAGCUGCCGAGAAUAAUCUUCUCCAUCUCGUCGGGGUCUUUGACCGCUGUCGUUAGGUUGAUGUAGCCAUCUUUCGUGAUGACGAUAUUGUCCUCGAUUCUAAACGGCCAAUAUGGUUAAUACCACAAUCCCUCAUCCGUACUGCUGACCAUAUGGGUUAAAUAGCUUAC
Xylaria bambusicola is the source of this 2430-nucleotide messenger RNA. RefSeq names its product Alpha/Beta hydrolase protein. Gene Ontology annotation, biological process: proteolysis. The record is from RefSeq and is a predicted model, not a curated record. Gene Ontology annotation, molecular function: serine-type carboxypeptidase activity. Gene Ontology annotation, cellular component: fungal-type vacuole. Lineage: Eukaryota; Fungi; Ascomycota; Sordariomycetes; Xylariales; Xylariaceae. The transcript is spliced from 4 exons. The coding region runs from base 111 to 1889 and encodes 592 amino acids.